Strongylocentrotus purpuratus (purple sea urchin) is the source of this 1919-nucleotide messenger RNA. It is a transcript of the gene bud13, whose product is annotated as BUD13 homolog. Lineage: Eukaryota; Metazoa; Echinodermata; Echinoidea; Camarodonta; Strongylocentrotidae. Gene Ontology annotation, molecular function: RNA binding. The record is from RefSeq and is a predicted model, not a curated record. The transcript has 7 exons. Gene Ontology annotation, biological process: mRNA splicing, via spliceosome. Gene Ontology annotation, cellular component: U2-type spliceosomal complex; RES complex. The coding region runs from base 53 to 1696 and encodes 547 amino acids.
AUUAAAACGCAGCGACGUUGAAUUUGUGUUCAUAAGAAAUUGAAAAAAAAUCAUGUCAGUUAUUGAUCAAAAAGAAUACCUGAAGAGAUAUCUUUCCGGAGGUGAUGCUGAAGAGAAAAAUAAGAAAAAGAGAAAGAAGAAACCGGGAGGACAUCAGGGUGUAGCUGUGAAAGCUGCAAGUGUUCGGGUAUUAGAUGACGAUGUAGACUUCCGGACCCUCGCCCGAUCCGAUGCUGGAGAUGACAAGUCAACCUUACUCGAAGAAGCGGAUGAGGCUCCGUUGGUAGCAGAUUUUAUUGAUGAGAGGCCAGAAGAUGAAGUGAAGCUAGAGCAGUACAGGAAGAGCGAUAAAUGGAAGGUCAUGACACACGAUGAAGAGGAAGAGGAAGAACUGCCACAGAGUUCAUCAAUAGGAGGUCAAAGGCCACGCCACGAUUCCUCAUCAGAUGCUUCACCGCCCCGCAGGAGACCUCGUCAUGACUCUGGUUCUGACCUCUCCCCUCCAAGAGGCAGACCAGGACCAGGACAGAUGUCCAGGACCAGACAUGAUUCAGACUCUGACGUGUCUCCACCCAGGAGAAGGAACGGCGAGGCCAAGCAGAUCCCGAAGGGUCGCCACGAUUCGGAUCCAGGUUUAUCCCCCCCAAGAGCUAAGGUCAAAGGAUCAAGGAGGAACCGUCAUGAUUCUGACUCUGAUAUUUCGCCUGUGAGGACGAAACGAAAACAGGGAGCAAGACAUGACUCGGACUCUGACAUUUCCCCGCCGAGGCUAAGAAGACCUAGUCCUAGUGGUGGUAGCAGGAACUCCAACAGUAGAACGAGACACGACUCUGAUUCUGAUCUAUCACCUCCAAGGAUAUCGAAUUCCAAGAGGAGAGACCAAGGUCCGUCCAAAUCUGGUAGGUCCAAUCGAGACUUGUCUCCAGCCAGAAGGAAAGGGCGUGGCUCGGAUGUCGACCUCUCUCCACCCAGGAGAGGGGGAGGAGGGAGCAGGAGGAGGAUGGACUCAGAUUCAGACCUUUCAUCCGAUAGAGGGAGACCAAGCAAAGCUGAAGAUGGGAUGAAGGGGAAACCAAAGAAAACGCUGUCAGGAGCUAAGGCUGGUCUAUCAGAUGCAGCAGCCUUACGGAGAGAAAAUGAAGCGACCAGGCGUAGAACCAACGAGGCUUACUCCAGACUUGAUGAUGACGUCAGUGGCAAAAAUGCAGAUACGAUAUUCAGGGAUAAGACUGGUAGGAGGAGAGACCUGAAGGAGGAGAAACGUCUCAAGAAAGAAGAAGAGGCUAAAAAAGCUGAAGAAGAUGAGAAAUUCUUGGAGUGGGGUAAAGGCGUGGCCCAGGUCAAGAAUCAGAAGAGCAGUAUAGAGGACACAAUGAGAGAGAUGGCCAAGCCUUUAGCCCGGUACAAAGACGACCAGGACCUGGACCAGAUGCUAAAGGAACAGGACCGGGCAGGAGACCCCAUGCUGGCGUUCCUAAAGAAGAAGGAAUCAAACGCAAUGGCAAAAGCUGGUAUUAAAGUGAAACCCAAAUAUCGAGGACCGAAGCCUCCACCAACCCGAUUCAACAUCCAACCUGGAUACCGAUGGGAUGGGGUCGAUAGAUCCAGCGGAUUUGAGAAGAAAUACUUCCAGAGGAUGUCGGACAAAAAGGCUACUUCAGAAAUUGCUUAUAAAUGGAGCAUUGAAGACAUGUGAAUAAGCAUCACCAAGAUUGGCAAAGAUAUUUCAUGCCUAGUUAUGUCAUUGGGAGUGUCGUGGCCGAGUGGUUUAAGGCGCUGGACUGGAGAUGCGAAGGUCGAGGGUUUGAAUCCAGACACGGCACUAUUAUCCUUUGGCAAGAUAUUAACCUGCACUUGCUACUCUCCACCCAGGUGUUAAAUGGGUACCCAGUAGGAUGCGACCGUCACUGUUGGUCAAA